AUGGCGUUGAUACUGUCGACUCAUGUGGCGACGGGACAGAUCCGUUACUCUAUCCCUGAGGAAAUGACUGUAGGAUCCUUUGUUGGAAACAUUGGCACGGACCUUGGGCUUGAACCGAAAAGACUGGUUUCGGGAAAAGCACGCGUUUUCACUGCUGGCGGCAGCGAGUAUAUUGGACUGGACAGUGAGAAGGGGCAUUUAAUCGUGAAAGAAAGAAUAGAUCGUGAACAGUUAUGUGGGGAUCUAUCGGCUUGCAGUAUCAGCUUUAAUGUGAUAUUAGAAAACCCGAUGGAGCUUUUUCCACUGAACAUUUUCAUCCAAGACCAGAACGACAAUGCACCUCAGAUUCUAUACCCUGUGCAGACAAGCAGCUCAGUGGUAGCUGAAAUGGUGCCUCGUUCAGCAGAUGUUGGCUACCUUGUCACUAAAGUUGUGGCUGUUGAUGUGGACUCUGGACAGAAUGCCUGGCUCUCCUAUAAACUACAGAAAGCCACAGACAGGGCUCUGUUUGAAGUUGGAGCACAGAAUGGAGAAAUCAGAACAGUGCGUCAGGUCACUGAUAAAGAUGCUGUGAAACACAGACUCACUGUUGUGGUGGAAGAUAAUGGACAACCCUCUCGUUCAGCUACAGUCAUUGUCAAUGUUGCCGUGGCCGACAGUUUCCCUGAGGUCAUCUCAGAGUUCACCAACUUUAACCAUGACACAACAUACAGUGACAACCUGACUUUUUAUUUGAUUUUGGCUCUGGCUGUGGUUUCAGUACUCUUCAUUUUCUCACUAAUUGCCAUCAUUUCAGUCAAAAUCUACAGAUGGAGGCAGAACAGGUUAUUUUAUAAAUCUGCACCAAAUCUACCAGUGAUUCCAUAUUACCCACCAGUCUAUGCCGAUGGUACUUUACAGCGCGUGUAUAAUUAUGAGAUGUGUGGAACAACUGAUUCCAGGAUGAGUGACAUCAAGUUUGUCAGGCCUUACAGUCAGAACACACUGGUGAAUAUGAGUCGUGCAGGAACUGUACAGAGAAAAAAGAAAGAACAGGAGGAGGAGGAUGAUCUGUCCUUAGAGGUAUCUCUCUUGUGCAGUCACCGUUUAGAUGUCAAAUAG
Molecule: messenger RNA, 1101 nt
Organism: Chanos chanos (milkfish)
Lineage: Eukaryota; Metazoa; Chordata; Actinopteri; Gonorynchiformes; Chanidae
Product: protocadherin gamma-A10-like
Exons: 3
Coding region: 1-1101 (366 amino acids)
Biological process (GO): homophilic cell-cell adhesion
Cellular component (GO): plasma membrane
Molecular function (GO): calcium ion binding
Source: RefSeq, a predicted model, not a curated record